CAGAGUCUCCCCUCUGCCUGGAGUUCUGCCGUCAGUGAGUGCGCAUGUGUCGUAAAGCAGCCGGCCAUGGCCGCCUGGAGAAAACAACACACGCUUCUCUCCGUGUUUCAUGUCCGUGUGUUUUUGAAGUGAUUGAUUAUUAAACUGUAGGAGAGUGUGAGUGAGAUGUCGUCCUCUGUGGAGAAGCUCGUGUCGGACAUCUUUGAGGAGUUCUUGCUGAGCGCGGUGACCGAGGUCUGUCAGAGACUCAGAGUCCAUCCAGAGAGAGCCUCACAGACCGAGGAGCAGCUGCAGACUGCGAUCAGGACUCUAUGUGGGUCUCUGCUGCAGCAGCUGAGGAGGCUCCUGGAGGAGAAGCAGCCGCUGAGAGAGGACGAGCAGCAGGAGGAGAAAGAGACCCCGCAGGAACCCCCCCUCCCUGCAGCUGAGGGAGACACGCAGGUGGAGGUGAGUGUUCAACCCGACGCUCCUGGAGAUGAAUCCCCCCCCACAGAGGAGCCGCCUGCUGAGAGCAGCCGACGGACUUUCAGCUGCAGCGUCUGCAGCAGCACUUUCUCCAGACGCACCAACCUGAGCGCUCACCUGCGUGUCCACAGCAGAGAGCGGCCCUUCACCUGUCUCACCUGUGGAAAAGCCUUCUCUGCCCGGAGCAGCGUCAGAGUCCACCAGCUGACUGUGCACAACAAGCAGCGGCCCCACCGGUGCUCUCACUGUGGGAAGGUGUUCGGCACCCUCAGCCACCUCAAGACGCACCAGAUGUCCCGGCGGCGGUGGCCCGGCGGGUCAUUCAGGUGUUCAGCCUGUGGGAAGGUGCUGGCAGCGAGGUGCUGCCUCCCGGAGCACAGACUGAGCUGUCAGAAAGCUCAGGAGAGCUUCAGGUGUGCAGAGUGUGGGAAGGAGUUCUCUAAACACAGCCAGCUGUCUGCACACCGCCGAAUCCAUCAGAGGGACAAACCCUUCAAGUGUCCCACGUGUCAGAAAGGAUUUACUGCACAACACAGUGUCCAAGUCCACCAAAUGACUGUCCACAGAGGACUGAAGCCAUUUACCUGCAGCACCUGCAGAAAGACUUUCAGCCAGCAGAGCGGCCUCAGAGCUCACCUGAGGACUCACACAGGUGAGCGGCCGCACACCUGCGAGCAGUGUGGCAACAGUUUCUCCAGCAGCAGCAGCCUGUCAGUGCACCGCCGUGUCCACACUGGAGAGAAGGCCUUCAGCUGUGACACCUGUGGGAAGAGCUUCAGCAUGCCGGCUAACCUGCGGCGCCACCAGCUGAUCCACUCGGGCCUCCGGACGUUCAGCUGUGACGUGUGCGGACACAGCUUCACCCAGGCCAGCCACCUGAAGGUGCAUCGUCUGGUGCACAGCGGCGAGUGGACGUUUAUCUGCAAAGCCUGCGGGAAGGGCUUCAGACAGCGCAGCGCUCUGUUGGUGCACGAGCAGAGCCACACGGGCGUCAAACCGCACAGCUGCAGUGAGUGCGGAAAGAAUUUCUCCUCAUCAACGUCCCUGAAACGCCACCAGCUGAUCCACAGCGGGCAGAGAGUUCACACCUGUGAUAAGUGUGGGAAGAGCUUCCCCAGUGCCCAGAUCCUGAAGACUCAUCUGCAGCUGCACAGCAGUUACAAAGCGUUCUCCUGCGAUGUGUGCGGGCGCGGCUACAGCUCGCUCAGCUACCUGAAGGCGCACAGACGCAGCCACUCGGAGGGAAAGCCCUUCAGCUGUGCUCAGUGUCAGAAGACCUACUCCACGCAGGCCAGCAUGAAGCUGCACGAGCGCACACACAGCGGAGAGAAGCCGUUCAUCUGCGAGGUCUGCGGGAAGAGCUUCAGCGUGUCUCAAAACCUGGUCCGACACAAACGCGUCCACAGCGGAGAGAAGCCCUUUGAGUGCAGCGUGUGCGGGAAGAGGUUCAGCCAGAAGAACAACCUGAAGGCUCACCAGCUGAUCCACACCGGACAGAAACCCUUCAGCUGCUCCGCCUGCAGCCGGAGCUUCUCCUCCACACGGAGCCUGAAGGAGCACAAGUGUGUGGCCUCUGAAUGAACUUCCUCACAGAGACAGGACUCAGACUCAAGGAGGACUCACAUUAUGGAGCUCAGAGUGAAACAGAGGAGAGGAGGGGGAAAACAGGAUGUGGCUCUCACUCUCUCCUGGCUGACCUCAUCAGAUUCACAGACGUGUUUGUGUGUUUACAACAUAAAUGAAUGAAUUAAUACAACAGUGUCAAAGUGAA
Notolabrus celidotus (New Zealand spotty) is the source of this 2236-nucleotide messenger RNA. Its product is annotated as oocyte zinc finger protein XlCOF6-like. NCBI's taxonomy places the organism in Eukaryota, Metazoa, Chordata, Actinopteri, Labriformes, Labridae. The transcript has 3 exons. Bases 166 to 2046 code for a protein of 626 amino acids. The record is from RefSeq and is a predicted model, not a curated record.